This is a messenger RNA of Botrytis fragariae, 930 nucleotides long. Its product is annotated as putative golgi membrane protein. Gene Ontology annotation, biological process: intra-Golgi vesicle-mediated transport. Gene Ontology annotation, cellular component: Golgi membrane. The record is from RefSeq and is a predicted model, not a curated record. NCBI's taxonomy places the organism in Eukaryota, Fungi, Ascomycota, Leotiomycetes, Helotiales, Sclerotiniaceae. The transcript has a single exon. Bases 1 to 930 code for a protein of 309 amino acids.
AUGCAAGAAACUCUUUCUACGACUAAUGCCGAGUUGGAAAAGGCGCAAAAUUUGGUUGCUACAUUAGAGAAUGAUUUGACAAAUAUGCAAAACGGGGUUAGCGCAUAUCCUUCUGCUCCUUCCGUGGCCGGAACAUAUACAAGUCGCUAUCCCCAAUCAGCAAUCGGCCAAUUUGCGUCGAGGAACCGGAGGAUAUCCCCCACAUCAUCAAUUAUAUCUGGAUUUGAUCCCAGGACGCCCAUGGGCAGCACACCUGUGGACGUCCUUAGAUCAGGCGAGCCUGUAGGGGGAGGUUCUGGUAUUCUUCCCAUGAUUACCGCUCAGCGUGAUCGAUUCAAGAAGCGCAACUCAGAAUUGGAGAACGAGCUUUCCGAAAGCCACCGUACGGUAUCGUCACUUAGACAGGAAAUUUCUGCUUUGCAAAAGGAUAAUUUGAAUCUGUAUGAGAAGACAAGAUAUAUAUCAACAUACAAUCGAGCGGGUCCAACAGCUUCAUCGGCCUCAUCUUAUGCUACCAACCCCAAUCCAUCUACAGUUCAGAUUUCCUCAUCGACUUCUUCUGGACUUGCAUUAAACCGAUACCGUUCAGCAUACGAAUCCAAUAUAUCGCCUUUCGCGGCAUUCCGUGGACGAGAAUCGGCUCGUGCAUAUAAACGUAUGAGUCUACCCGAAAGAAUAGUCUUCUCAAUCACCAGAAUGGUAUUAGCGACUAGAACUAGUCGAAACCUCUUCGCAGGUUAUUGCGUGGCACUUCAUUUGCUGGUAUUCUUUUCUCUGUAUUGGUUAGGUAGUGUGGAUGUAGAUCAACAUGGAAGUCAUCUAGGUCAAGCGGUUGCAGCUGCUGGAGGUGCGAAAGGACUUGCUGAUUCUGCGGCGGAUGCGCAGCAUGGAGAUUGGCACCAGGAAGGAUUUGAUGGGAAGGCUUCUUGA